Ceratosolen solmsi marchali is the source of this 1708-nucleotide messenger RNA. RefSeq names its product arginyltransferase 1 (gene Ate1). The record is from RefSeq and is a predicted model, not a curated record. NCBI's taxonomy places the organism in Eukaryota, Metazoa, Arthropoda, Insecta, Hymenoptera, Agaonidae. Gene Ontology annotation, cellular component: cytoplasm. Gene Ontology annotation, molecular function: arginyl-tRNA--protein transferase activity. The coding region runs from base 154 to 1668 and encodes 504 amino acids. Gene Ontology annotation, biological process: protein arginylation. The transcript is spliced from 9 exons.
UUCACAUGCACCAGUUAUACUUAUAAUUUUGUACGUUAUAUAUAUUAUCUAAUCUCAAAAACAGAGCAUAAAAGAUAUUGAAACUUUUUCGUAAGUUUUUUGUAUGCUACAAGCCUUUCCAACCAUACACAACGUCCAGUCAUUGACGAAACAAUGUCGAGCAAUCUGUUAAGCAUCAUCGCUUAUCAUUCAAAACAGGAAAAGAAUAGAUGCGGAUAUUGCGGUGGUCCAAAUACAAGUUAUAGUCAUGGAAUGUCUACUCAACUAUUGACUGUUCAGCAUUAUCAAAAUUUAAUAGAUCGAGGAUGGAGACGAAGUGGUUGUUAUUGUUAUAAACCGAUGAUGAGUCAGACUUGUUGCCCCCAUUAUACUAUUAAAUGUGAAUCUUUAGAUUUUAAGAUUACUAAAUCGCAAAAAAAAAUUCUCAAACGAAUGAUAAAGUUUCUUAAAAAUGAAUUGACAAAGGACGAACACAAAUCUAAUGUAAUUAUGUGUGACGAAGACAUAGUUAGAAAUAUAGAGAUUCCAGAUUAUUCUAAAUAUGUUGAAUCAACUGAAAAAAAUGCUUUAAAAAUGCAAGUGACUUCUGUAUCAGAAGAGCUUGGCAAUAGAUUAGGUUCUAGCAUAAGCAAUAAUGAAUCAAGAACAGGUACGAGUAACCAAUCAAAUGAAAAUUUUGCAAAUUUAUCAAAGCAACCAAUGGAAACUACAACUACAGAAGCAACUCGCAGAAAUUUUGAUCCAACUAAAGAGCCACAAAAGAAAGCUAAACUUUUACGAAUAGAAAGAAAACAAAAUAAAUUAUUGGCUCAGGGUAAGACAGAGGAAGAAAUAAAGAACAUAAUGAAUAAAAAUAAAUCACAAAAUACAGGCAAAACUCUAGAAGAUUUAUUUACUGAGAUUAAUAACUGCUCAAAUAAAUUGGAGUUGAGACUUGUUAGAACAUCGCCGAUAAGCGAUAGUUACAUGGCUAGUGCUAAAGAAUCUUUUGAACUUUAUAAAAAGUAUCAAAUGAUAAUUCAUGGUGAUAAAUUGCAAAAACUUACAGAGGAUCGAUAUUCAAGGUUUCUGGUUCAUUCUCCUUUAAGGGAAUGGAUUCCAGAAGAUGGUCCACCUCAUGGAUAUGGAGCAUUUCAUGAACAAUAUUGGCUUAAUGGAGCAUUGAUAGCUGUGGCUGUCAUUGAUAUUCUACCAUAUUGCUUAUCUAGUGUUUAUUUUUUUUAUGAUCCUUCGUACUCUCAUUUGUCUUUAGGAACAUUCAGUUCUCUUAGAGAAAUAUUUUUAACUCGACAACUAAACAAGUAUGCUUCAAAUUUGAAGUAUUACUACAUGGGAUUUUAUAUUCAUUCGUGUACAAAAAUGCGUUACAAAGCAAGAAUGCAGCCAUCAAAACUUCUCUGCCCAGAAACUUAUAUUUGGUGCGAUGUUGACAAAUGUUUACCAAAGUUAGAUAUUUCAAAAUAUAGCAGAUUAAAUGAAGAUUCAUCCGCUAUAGAUGAAGAUGGUAUAGUAGAUAUUCAACAGGUCUUAGUACUUUAUCAUAAUAAAGCAAUGGCAUAUGGAGUUUAUCGGUAUGUCCAAAAUAAAUUGAUUGAUGAUGAAAUAAAGGAAUACGCAUCUUUAAUCGGUAAAAAAUGUGCUCUCAACAUGUUGUAUUAUAUUGAUUAAUCGUAUUAUAUUAAAAUUAAAACAGUCAUGCGUGCAUUAA